Molecule: messenger RNA, 5356 nt
Organism: Bicyclus anynana (squinting bush brown)
Lineage: Eukaryota; Metazoa; Arthropoda; Insecta; Lepidoptera; Nymphalidae
Product: zinc finger protein 182-like
Exons: 5
Coding region: 112-1680 (522 amino acids)
Biological process (GO): regulation of transcription by RNA polymerase II
Cellular component (GO): nucleus
Molecular function (GO): DNA-binding transcription factor activity, RNA polymerase II-specific; RNA polymerase II cis-regulatory region sequence-specific DNA binding
Source: RefSeq, a predicted model, not a curated record
UUUUGGUUUUCCUGUAAAUAAAAGUGAGUUUAUUUAUUAUAUCAUUAUAUGUUGUGAUAUAAGCCUGUGAUAAUUGUCUGUGAAAAGUUAUGAAACUAAUAACUUUCGACUAUGAAAUGUAGGCCAUUAUUAUAUAACCGUACCACUAAGCAUACAGCAAUGAUGAACCACAGUAAAAAACAUCUGAAGUGUGAUUUUACACAGACAACAUCAGGCGCUGACCAGUGUGACCUAACCAUACAUCGCACUGGCAAAGAGGAAAAUACAGCAGCAGAGGUAUCUGUUGUGGGAGAUGUUGCAACAGUUGUGGUGAAAAAUGAAUAUAUUGACAUCAUGUUGAGUGCCGAUAACUUGAAAUCGGAAAAUGACAAUUACAUAGACAAUUCCAAUAAUGACUGUAAGUCUGACUUGAGCAUGAAGUCGGAAGUGAAACCACUAGAUGACGCUAGUAGUGCAGAUUAUCAUAAGUAUGCAGUCAUAGAACAUUCGACCGAUACACAGAGACCCAUAAAGCGUGAGAAUAUCAUCUUCGGAUGCACUGUUUGUUAUGAAGACUUUCUGCAAGAAGAUGCAUACAAUGAACAUAUGAUCUUGCAUCUCCAGGUGAGACUAACCCACUUCUCUGUGGAGGAUGCUGGUGACAACACUGCAUCACAAGUGUGCGAGCCUCGUGCAGCUGUGAGCCGCAGCUGUGACUCACUUGUGCUGCAGAACAGAACAGGAAGUCAGAGGCUGAAUGAUGACUCGGCUACAGACUGUGCUCAGGCUUUAGUCGCUCCACUGUCUUCGAGACUUGCAGCAAACAACAAUAGCAAAGUCCAGGUAACGGAGGACGAAGCUGUGACCUGGAAAGAUAAACAAAUCCUUGAGACCAACAUAGGCGAAUUUGACAACCACGUCUCUCAAAGCAACACUAAAACAUUGAAUAGAUGUCAAACUAAAACAAACUGUGAACCACAGCUAUGUAAUAUUUACAAGAAACCCAAGAGAACUGUACUAGAUGUGAAUGCACACAUGAAAACUCACACUGCAGAAAACAGUACUUUACCAAAACAUACAAAAAUCCACACUGGUACGAAGUUUUACUCUUGUGAUGUAUGUGAUUAUAAAACUGCAUACAAAGGUAAUUUUGUCAUACACGAAAGCACCCACACUGGUGUGAAGCCUUACUCUUGUGAGACGUGCAAUUAUAAAACUGCAUACAAGAAUCACUUGCUUGUACACAAAAGGACCCACACUGGUGAAAAACCUUAUUCAUGUGAGACAUGUAAUUAUAGAACUGCAAACAGAGGUAACCUACUUAUGCACAAAAGAAUACAUUCUGGUGAAAAGCCUUAUUCUUGUAAGACAUGCGAUUAUAAAACUGCACAGAAAAGUAGUUUGUUAAAACAUAAGAGAACUCACACUGGCGAAAAGCCUUUUUCUUGUACAAUGUGCAAUUAUAAAACUGCAGAGAAAAGAGGUUUAGAAAGGCAUAACAGAACUCACACUGGUGAAAAGCCUUUUUCUUGUGAAACAUGCGAUUAUAAAUCUGCUCACAAAUCCGAUUUAGAAAGGCAUAAAAGAACCCACACUGGUGCAAAGCCCUAUUCUUGUGAGACAUGCAAUUAUAAAACUGCAAGUAAAAGUAACUUACUAAAACAUAGAAGAACCCACACUGAUAAAAAGCCUUUCUCUUGAGAGAGAUGCAAUGCUGUGAAUGAUGUUAUUCAAAACAAUGAAUGACAAAAGUGUAAUUUAGUUAAAUAUAUAAAAAUAAAUAUCUUUGUUGAUUAAUUAAUUAGUUAAAUAAUUGACAAGAUAACACUUGGACUGCAUUAAUAUUAAACAAGUAAUAACUAACGGCCUCCGUGGCGCAGUGGUAUGCGCGGUGGAUUUACAAGACGGAGGUCCUGGGUUCGAUUCCCGGCUGGGCCGAAUGAGGUUUUCUGAAUUGGUCCAGGUCUGGCUGGUGGGAAGCUUCGGCCGUGGCUUGUUACCACCCUGUCGACAAAGACAUACCGCCAUGUACCGAAAGGGAUAUGAUUUUCAUCCUCCUCCUAACAAGUUAGCCCGCUCCCGUCUUAGACUGCAUCAUCACUUACCAUCAGGUGAGACUAGUCAAGGGCUAACUUUUAGAGAAUAAAAAAAGUGACAAUGUAGUCUAGUUAGACUAUAUUGUUACUUUAAAUAAAAUGUGCGCCUAACUUUACACUUCACUAGUCAGUGAAUUAAUCUGGGGAUCGAACCCAGGACCUCAGUCUUGAAAAUCCACCUAUUUUUUUGAAAUAAAUUUUUAACUAUUUGAAAUAUCUUUGCAUGAAAUAGCUCUAUCUUAGGUGUGCAGUACCUUUUUAUGUUUUUACUUAAUUUGUAUUUUUGUUUUUUACUCAGUUGUAUGUACUCAGCCAAAUAAAGCAUUUUAUUAUUAUUAUUUUAUGAAAUAAAUUAAUUUUGAUUUAAAAUGUGUCAUCAUCAUCAACCUAUAUUCGGCUCACUGCUGAGCUCGAGUCUCCUUUCAAAAUGAGGGGUUAGGUAAAUAGUCCACCACGCUGGCCCAACGCCAACGAAAAUUCUCUGGUAUGCAGGUUUCCUCACGAUGUUUUCCUUCACCGUUUGAGACACGUGAUAUUAACAAUAACACUAGUAAUACGUGAGACAGUUGUGUGCAUAUCUUAAAAUGUAGAUAACUUAAUAGUUGGAGGUGCAUGCCCGGGACCGGAUUCGAACCCACACCUUCCGGAGUCGGAGUCGUUCCUACAUGCAUUUAUACAAUCAGAAAAAAAAAGUUUCAAGUUUCAGUGGUUUUUUCACGAUUAGAAAAAUAUUCGUUUUAUCUGGUACAAAAGGGUUAGAACUCGGAGGCAGCAAAAAAUAACAGUAGGUAAUACAUAAUUUAUCUGUGGUCAUUACUCUCACACUAGUGAAUAUAUGUUCUUUGUCUCACACUCUGUGUCUGUGGUCGUGUGGCGUAGAAUCUGUGCUGUUCUGUGGUAGUAUUUUUUUUAUUGACAUCUGUUUUUUUGGGGUUUCGAUUGGGAGAUAAUUUUAAUAAAUAUUUUCUUUUUUGAAAAAAAAUUAGAAAAUGAAAGGUGCGCAGAAUAGGUUGCGCACAGAAAAUGUAAUUCGUUUAUCGAAUUUUACUGCUCAUAUUUUCAUAUAUAUAUAUGUAUAUAUACUGCAUAAAUAAAUCACAUUCCUUAGCUCAAAAGGUUUGAUAUAAAGUAAACGAGUAUUAGUAUUACUAUUACUAGUAUAUAAUUAUUAGUAACUAGCGGACGCCCGCGACUUCGUCCGCGUGAAAGUCGUUGUAAACUUUCAACUACCCCUACCCUACCACUACCCUACCCUUACCCUACCCUACCCCUGCCCUACCUAGGGGUACCUCCCCUACCCUACUCUACCCUACCCUACCCCUAACCUACCCUACCCUACCCCUACCCUACCCUACCCCUACCCUACACUACCCCUACCCUACCCUACCCUAGCCCUACCCUACUAAUUAAGGCUGCACUUCUUUUUUAUCCCCCCCCCCCCCCCGUGAGUCGCGUCGAGCGCGGCAACCGUUACACAAAAAUAAUCCAUAUAGCAUGAAUUAGUAUGCACGCGCGAUGGCUUAGCGUAUUUCUUGUAUAACUUUGGUGUUUCUUUACCGAUUUUGAGUGAUGAGUGUUAGAAACAUAAGAGUAGACAAAUUUAAUUAGAAAGCUCCGAACUGCUAAGCUAUCGGGAGUUACACGUACUAUUGUGAGUCAACCAUAAAAGAUAGACAUAUAUAUGCUGUUGUGUUUUUAUAGAUAAUUUUAAGGAGAACAUUUCCGUCAUACAUGAUUUCUAUGUAGCUUUAACCAUUAAGGCUGUACACGCGACGGAAACUUAAAAAAUUGAGUAACUUCUCCCGUUUUCUCAACAUUUCUCUUCACUGCUCUGCUCCUAUUGAUCGUAGCGUAAUGAAAAGUAUACUAUAACCUGCCCAGGAGUAUGACGAAUAAUUGUACCAAGUUUCGUCAAAAUCCGUCUAGUAGUUUUUGUUUCUAUAAAGAACAUACAGACAGACAGACAGACAGACAGACAGACAGACAGACAGACAGACAGACAGACAGACAAAAAUUUUACUGAUUGCAUUUUUGGCAUCAGUAUCGAUCACUAAUCACCCCCUGAUAGUUAUUUCGGAAAUAUAUUUCAUGUACAGAAUUGACCUCUCUACAGAUUUAUUAUAAGUAUAGAUUACUAGUAGAAUGAUUUGUUUUCAGUCUCUCCACUGUUGGCAGUGCAGGCAGCUGAAGAAUCAGGUAUGACACUGAAGAGCGAACUAAUACAUAAAGUUAAGAUUGCAGAUAUGGACAAACAGAAAAACAAUCAAGUAGUCAAGUUACAUGGUGUUAAUAAGAAACAUAAGAAAGCCGUUUCAGAUAAACCAUGCUUGAAAUAUACUAAGGAAAAGUUAUAUUCUUGCGAGAUAUGUAACUGCAAAUGUGUACGUAAAUGUUCUCUAUCUAGGCAUAUGAAAAUCCACACUGGUGAAAAAUAUUAUUCCUGUGAGAUAUGCAAUUAUAAAAGUGCACAGAAAGAUAACUUAAUCACGCACAUGAGGACCCACACUGGUGAAAAAUCUUAUUCUUGUGAGAUAUGCAAUUAUAAAAGUGCACAAAAAGAUAACUUGAUUACGCACAUGAGGAUCCACACUGGUGAAAAAACCUAUUGUUGUGACUUAUGCGAUUACAAAAGUGGACAGAAAAUCAGCUACGUUUUGCAUAUGAAAAUACAUACUGCUGAUAAUCCUUAUUCUUGUGAGAUAUGCAAUUACAAAAGUGCACUAAAAUGCAACUUAAUUUUACACACUGGUGAAAAAUCAUAUUGUUGUGAUAUAUGCAAUUAUAAAAGUGCACGGAAAAUCGGCUUAGUUUUGCAUAUGAAAAAACAUAUUGGUGAAAAGUCUUAUUCUUGUGAGAUAUGCAGUUUCAAAAGUGCAUGGAAAAAUAGCUUAACUAGACAUAUGGAUCCACAUUGGUGAAAAGACUUAUUCUUGUGACAUAUGCAUAUAAAUGUGCAGGAAAAGGCAACUUAAAUACGCAUAUGAGAAUCCACACUGUUGAAAAGCCCUAUACUUGUGCACAUAUCACAUAUCUGUAACCAGUUGCACAAUCAAUCUGCAGUUACACAGUUGUGUGUAAUGUGCACAUGUGCAUAUGUACAUUAUUUAGUUAGGCACAUGAAAAUUUGAAAGUACUACUAAAAAAAACAUAGACUCGAAUUGAGAACCUCCUCCUUUUUUUGAAGUCGGUUAGGUACGUAAUUUGUAUCUACUAUUUCAAAUACCUAUUUAGAUGAUUAUUUGUAUAUGGUAUCUAAAAUGCUUUUUAACCGACUUCAUAAA